This is a messenger RNA of Sorex araneus (European shrew), 808 nucleotides long. RefSeq names its product LY6/PLAUR domain containing 2 (gene LYPD2). Lineage: Eukaryota; Metazoa; Chordata; Mammalia; Eulipotyphla; Soricidae. Bases 49 to 432 code for a protein of 127 amino acids. The transcript is spliced from 4 exons. Gene Ontology annotation, molecular function: acetylcholine receptor inhibitor activity. The record is from RefSeq and is a predicted model, not a curated record.
CAUCCACUGUGCCUGCAGGCAGAGAGCAGUCGCCGUGCAGGACUGAUCAUGCUGGGGACGGGGCUGACCCUGGGACUGGCACUAGUGCUGGCCAUCUGCAGCGAGCCUGCUGCGGCCCUGCAGUGCUACACAUGUUACGAGCCCGUGGACGUGUCCAGCUGCAUCACCAUCACCACGUGCAAGCGCAAUGAGACCAUGUGCAAGACCACCCUGUACUCACAGGAGAUUGUGUACCCAUUCUUGGGCGACUCCACGGUCACCAAGUCGUGUGCCAGCAAGUGCCAACCGUCAGACGUGGACGGCAUUGGGCAGACGCGGCCGGUGUCCUGCUGCAACGCGGAUCUGUGCAAUGUGGAUGCAGCGCCCCCUCUGCGUGCCCCCCACCUGGGCCUUGCCCUCCUGCUGGGGCCCCUGCUCAGCCUGGGCCUCUAGGCCCUGCGCCUGCCCAAACCCCAAGCGAGGCCUUCAGAUGCUUCACCUGCGAGCAGCCUACGGUCAUCGAGGCCUGCAGGAACAUCACCCGGUGUGGCCAGGAGCACACAGCCUGCAGCACCUCGCUGGUCAUGGGCCGCUCAGGUGAGCCCUGAACGAAAGGCCUUGGGAACAUAGGGACAGCUCCAUGCUGGGCUGGGGGGCAGGAAGCAGGUGGGUGGGGGGCAGGUGCCUGGAGCAGCCCUGACACCAAGGCCCCCCAGAGUUCCCCUUCAACCAGAGCCCCCUGGUGAUCCGCUCCUGCUCCAGCUCCUGCAAGGCCACGGACCCCGACAGCAUCGGGGACGCGCACCUCAUCCGCUGCUGCUUCCAGGAC